GGCUCAUCCGCUCGCCUCCCCAUUGACGUCAGUCCGGUAUCACAUGAACGUGCAGGGACCAAUCGGUGCGCCGCUGUCGGAGAGUCCUGGCUCCUUCACACCGAGAUAGGGGGAAAAGACUGAAUAAAAGGAAACCGAGCCCGUGAGCCCUGUAAUGAGCACGAAACCAACCGGAGGAGCCUAGAGCCGUCGCCAUUGGAUAUUUCUCCCGUUUUCUACUGAUUCCCACGCGCUCCUCGGUGUGGAUUAUUCUGUCUGGCACCAGGGCGGACGGAAUGGAUAAGGCCAUGGCCCUAACAUAUUGAAUAGCUCGCUGCUGGUGGUGGUGGGGGGGGGAGGCGAGACGAGCACUGUGGAGACAAUUCAUGGGGUAUUGUACUGGGAGGAAAAUGGUGGCUUAUUUGCACUGUAUCAUUAUAACCCUCGCUCGCGUGGAUAUCCUGCCGUAAAGCGCUGAUUGGUGUCUUUUCUGCGCCUGUCUUAAGCCGUGUCUUUAUUACUGAGGUCGUGUUAUAGCGGUAGGUAGGUAGGUACCCCCUCCACUUACUCCCCCCUUAAGCUCGGUCCGAACAACCUUGUCUCUUUCCUAAUUUUUUUUAUACAUGUUGGAUUUUUGAAUUGCGAAAUCUUGCCUGAGAGUAAAAUUUGGGAUCAAUAAAUAAACUGCUGGAUUACUGAACUAUGGAUUUCAACAGCGGCGGCGGCGGAGGCAACGAGCUGCACAAUAACCAGUUUUAUCAGUGCGAGGAGAACAAGCCUCUGCUGGGGGAGAUGUCGGAGGGGAAUAAUAACACCAAGCUGGGCGCAGGGCCGUGCAAGAGGACCCUGCACCACUGCAGCAGCAGUGGCAUGCGAUACAAGCUGCUCCACGAGGGGGACAUCCAGGUGUGCGUGGUCAAACACCCCCGCACCUUCCUCAGCAAGAUCCUUACCUCCAAGUUUCUGCGAAGAUGGGAGCCGCACCACCUCACGCUCACAGACAGCAGCCUGACCUCGGCCACCCCCACUGGCUACAUGGAGGCGUCAUUGUCCUACAGCUCCAUAGAGGACCUGCAGCUCCUGUCAUGGGACAAUGCUCCCAAGUACUGUGUCCAGCUCAGCUUUCCCGGAGGCACCGUCCUGCUGCAGGCUGCAAACAGCUACUUAAGGGACCAGUGGUUUCACUCCCUUCAGUGGAAGAAAAAGAUUUACAAGUACCGCAAAGUCCUAAACAACCCGAGCCGCUGGGACGUGGUUCUGAAGGAGAUCCGAGCGCUGGUAGACAUGGCUCUGACCUCACCUCUUCAGGACGAGUCCAUCCACCAGGCCCCGCUGCACAUCAUCUCCACCCUGCUGGCUGAGAACUCUAAUCUCAGCACUCAGGAUCAUGAGAACAUCAUUGUGGCCAUCGCUCCUCUCCUGGAAAACAACCACCCACCACCUGACCUGUGUGAGUUCUUCUGUAAGCACUGUCGGGAGCGCCCUCGGUCGAUGGUUGUGAUUGAAGUGUUCACUCCUGUGGUCCAGAGAAUCCUCAAACAUAACAUGGACUUUGGAAAGUGCCCUCGACUGCGUCUCUUUACUCAGGAGUACAUCCUGGCUCUCAAUGAGUUGAACGCUGGGAUGGAGGUUGUCAAGAAGUUUGUUCACAGUAUGCAUGGACCGACUGGGCAGUGCCCCCACCCACGCGUCCUGCCAAACCUGGUGGCUGUGUGUCUCGCCGCCAUUUAUUCCUGUUACGAGGAGUUCAUCAACAGUCGGGACAACUCCCCCAGCCUGAAGGAGAUCAGAAACGGCUGCCAGCAGCAGAACGACAGAAAGCCUCCGAUGCCGCUCCGCCUGCUACGCCCAGAGCCCCCCACACCGCCUCCCACUACCCUCCUCCCCCUCUCUGCCAACCCAAGUCCUCCUCAGCCACCUCCUACCGCCCCCUCAAACUCUGUACCCUCCAUCCCCAUCUCCUCCCCGACACCCUCCCUGCCCCUCUCCCCUCCCCCCUCCGUCGUCAACUCCAGCGAGAUCCUGGUGGAGCUGGAGAGAAACAACAACUCGGCCAACGCCAAGCGAAAGGGUGGGCCGUCGGGUGGAGACAGCGAACCCAACCUCAUCGACUGUCUGCUGGUCAGCCCGGCCGUCAACACUCUGUCCAUCCAGCUGCCAGCGCAGGCCGACCGCGUGCUGGGGUGCUUUGCCCUCAUUCUCAAGAUGCUGUCAGACUACGAUGACUGGAGACCUGCUCUGGCCAGCCUGCUGCAGCCCAUUCCCUUUCCUAAAGAGGCUCUUGCACAUGCCAAAUUCACAAAGGAACUGAAAUAUGUUAUUCAGAGGUUUGCAGAGGAUCCAAGGCAGGAGGUCCACUCCUGCCUGCUCAGUGUGCGUUCAGGUAAAGACGGCUGGUUCCAGCUCUACAGUCCAGGGGGCGUGGCCUGUGAUGACGAUGGAGAGCUGUUUGCCAGUAUGGUUCACAUCUUGAUGGGCUCGUGCUAUAAGACGAAGAAGUUCCUGCUCUCUCUGGCUGAGAACAAGCUGGGUCCCUGCAUGCUGCUGGCCCUGCGCGGGAACCAGACCAUGGUGGAGAUCCUGUGUCUGAUGCUGGAGUACAACAUCAGUGAGAACAAAGACACACAGCUGCAGAUCAUCUCCACGCUGGAGAGCACCCAGGUGGGACUGCGUAUGUACGAACUGCUCUGUGACCGCCAGAGAGAGCUCAAAGAACUGCAAAGGAAAGGCGGCCCCACCCGACUCACUCUGCCCUCAAAGUCCACGGAUGCCGACCUGGCCCGCCUGUUGAGUUCAGGUUCUUUUGGGAACUUGGAGAACCUGAGCCUGGCCUUCACCAACGUCACCAGUGCCUGUGCCGAGCAGCUCAUCAAGCUGCCUUCACUGAAACAGCUCAACCUCUGGUCCACACAGUUUGGAGAUGCAGGGUUGAGGUUGUUAUCGGAGCAUCUGGCCUGUCUGCAGGUUUUGAACCUGUGUGAGACUCCCGUCACUGAUGCUGGUCUGCUGGCUCUCAGCUCCAUGAAGAGUCUUUGCAGUCUGAAUAUGAACAGUACCAAGCUCACAGCGGACACCUACGAGGACCUCAAGGCCAAACUGCCCAACCUGAAGGAUGUUGAUGUUCGAUACACGGAGGCCUGGUGAUCAAACAUGCACACACACCUCUUAUACAUAUCGGGACACACAUACAAAAAAAAAAACAACAUAUGCAUACAAUGCAGCCAGCCUCAUAUACAUGACAUCGCCACCAAAAGUAGACCAAGAACUGAUUUAACUGCGUCGAAGGACCGCCUGAUGUAACCAGAACAUCUCUAACACUGAGACCUCAUCAGACGUCAUCACCAACCCCCUGUAAUGACAUCAUCACCAGGAAGGAAUCAGCGACACAGUCACCUUUUUUCUAAAUGAGAGAUCUCUCCUGACCUUUGCUCCCCUUACUUCUGUCACAGAUGUUCAAGGACCUACUUUUUACUGAGAUGAAUAGAGAACAUGCAAGGACCCACUCUAUUGUGACAUAAGGGACCCUUAUUUAUCUAUGUCUGCUGUCCUUUGCCCUGUCCUUUAUAAAUGGUUUCUCAGUUUUCAUAUUCUAAGUCCACUCUCUCACGAGUUUGCCCUCCCACCUCUGAGUUCACUCAGACAGUGACAGUUCACUCAGAGCCCUCUCUUUCACUCUCCUGUCCCUGUGAUGAAGGCUGGAUACAACAGCUCACAUUCCAGUUUGUCUCUGAUCAAAAUGUAGCUUUCAAAAAAAAAAGGGACACGUUUAGCUGUUAAUCACUUAACUCUUUUUCUGUUUCAAAUAUCAAAUAUUUCAUUGGGAAUAAUGAGGUCCUACCUCCAUGAAAAGAAGAGUUGUGCCUAACCCUCAUUAUUGAGAAAAAAAAAAAGAGAAAAAAAAAAGAAGGUUUUUAUCAACUUGAAUGAACAUAUUUUUCCAGAUAUCUGUGCUUUCAUAUAAUGUGUGUUUCUAUGUCAAACAGAUAUGAAGAUAAAAUCCCAGUGAUGAGAUUUCACAACCCUUUCAGGAGCUCAGCAGGAAAGUUGAACAGCAAAAUGUGUUCUUUAGUUUUCAGUGAACAUGAUCUUGUAAUACUAUUUAAUAGGACAGUUGUGUAGCAUUAGCUGGGCGGUCUGGGACUGCCUGAUAUUUAUAAUUUAUGUCUUUUAAACCCCCUUACUCUUGUCCUCUGGCUAAAGUCCUGACAGUAAUGAAGAACACAGGUCUUUGUUUUUCUAACAACACAAGAAGCCACUAAAAAAAAAAAAAAAGGCCGCCUGUACAUACAUGGAUCUUUGUGCACCAUGCCACGGUGGCAACAGUGACCUGCAAAGUGAAUUGCAGCAAUUCUAAAGUGGACCUGCAAACAAGACCCAUCACCAGCUGAGAGGUGCAUAUUUUCAUAUCCUCAGCAGAGGGUUUUAUUUUUUUGUUGGAUCUGUUUUUGGAAAGAAGAUAGGACACUUGCCAAACAUCGUCGUUUUUGUUUUGUACACUUGUUUUACGAGGCCAACGUGAGCACAGUUUUGGUACUGAUUGGAGGAAACCCCACGUGACCUGUCUGUGGAGAGAGACACUGAUACUGUAAGGAUCCUAUCUCUGACCUGCUGAGGUCAUAGGCUCGGUGCCUCUAGUCGAACUGUGGAUGAAUCAACUUUUUUUAAUCUGUCGCCACACCUGUUUUUAAGAGUUCUGCUGUAUACAGAUUAACGCCAUAAAAAACAUGGGUGACAUUCUUAGGCUGUAUGGAUGAAUAAUCCUCAUCAAAUUAAUGUACAUAUUAGAUCACAGUGGCGAUAAAGGGACAAAAGAUUGGAAAAAAAGGCACACGUCGCCCAUAUUUGCCCGUCUACAUUCCCUCAAACUGUUGCUUAUUUGUUAUGGCAACAUUUCAUCUGAUGUGGUAACUGCCCUGACACACUGCAAGACUGUCAGACCUCUUUUCCCCUCUCUGUUAAGAUGUGGUUUGGGUUUGUUCGUCUUGUGUCAGAGGCCCUUUAGAAAACACAAGACAAGUCCACCCUUUUCUCCAGUCAGCCUUGCUCUGACUGUAUCCAUCCAUUUUUUUAUUUUUUUAUUUGUGUCCAGAUAGCCCUGGAUGUUUGUUGAAUCGAGGCAGAAGCUGCAGCAGAAGACAGGAUGCCGUCCGCUAUGAGACCCUUUGUUUCCUAUUUAUUGGGUGCCAUGACAGUUUUCUGUUUGGGCUGUGGACUCGGUUCGUAUACGGCCAUCAUUGGGUCUGACUUUAGGACCUUGUGCUCUCUUUCAUAUCCUGUAUGAUGUAUAUACAAGUGUAUAUAGCUGUCUCCUCCCUCCUACCUUUGAACCAUUUUUGAAUCCUUACGCCCUUUUCUGUAUUUUCUCUCAGUUCCCCCUUAUCGGCAGGCUGGUGUUGCCUUCAUCUUACAGUAAUGUGUGUGUGUGUGUGUGUGUGUGUGUGUGUUGUUGUUUUGAUUUAUCUUUUUCCCACACAAAGUGCACUGUAAUCUGACAAAGUGUGUUUUCAUUAUUCUGAUUAAGUUCCUUUCAUUUGAUCGCUUUAAACAUGUGUUUCUUUGUUUUUCUUUGUUUUAUUUUUUUUUGGCAUGUACAUGUGGCUGCGUCAUGUUUUUUUGUAACUUUGUUUUAUAAAAGGUUUGAAAUUUGAUAAGGGGUUUGAUCACUAUCGCAUGAGGUUAAGGACUGAAUUGACAAGAUCCCAUUCAACUUUUGUCUGAUUGGUUGUUGCCAGAAUCUAUCAGUGAGCCUUGGGAGGUCCUAUUGGACGAGGCUGUUAGGAGCUGAUCGAUAACGAUUCUGUAAAAAGGCCAGUUCCAGUGCUGGUUCUUUCAACUAAAGCUGCCCUAUCUGGGAUUUAAGCAUUUAGGACUGACCCGUUUCCAUUUGAGAAAAUGCAAACAUUUCAUAUUUCCUCAAGGAUUGUUGUUCCAACGCUGCCAGAUAAUCAGAACAGAGCUGAACCAACCCGACUGGCCUUUAUCAUUUUGUUUCAUCCCUGAUGUUUACCUUUUGUUUUUCAAUUUGAGGAACACGUUACCUCUUUACUGAGGGAGUCAGAUGAAAAGAUUGAUAUCGUUGUAUUGUCCAUGUGUUUUAAAUGAAGCUAAACUUAGCUUAGCUUAACACGAAGCCCAGAAACUAGGGGCUUGUCUGAUGCUUUCCUGAGGUCAAGAGAGACCUUCCUACACAUAUCACUUAUAACAACAUUAUAUAUCAUUUGUUUAGAUUAAAAAAAAACAAUUUGUUAUGACAGCAAGACUUCAGUUUGUCAGUUCUUGCCUUGAAAUAUAGCCACGCCAAUGAGUGACUCUGUUUCAAGUCUUUAUGCUAAGCUAAGCUAACUAGCUUGCUAAAGCUUCAAACUUGAUGAACAGGCAUUGGAGUGAUAUCAAUCUUCUCAUAAAACUCAGCAUUAAAGCACAUGUUUCCCAAAAUUCAAUCUAUAAAUUCUCAUAAGAUAAUUGGUAAGUCUUGGGGAUCAGCCGUCCUUGAACUCAUCCCCCAGUCGAAUGCCAUGUUGAGCUGCCACUCACCCAGCCAUGGGCCAGCGCGUUGAGGUUCUGAUGGAAGGUGUUUGUCUAACUGUGGAAAAUGUUAAUGGUUGAAUAGAAGCACCUCCUCUUUUCUGUCAUGUCUCCGUAUCCUGUGGAGCUCACUGUGCUUUGCUUUCUAUCCUGACUCCUCCCUCUUGUCUUGAAUCUUUCUGAUGUUUUUUUUUUAUCCCACACAAACUGUAAAGAGUUUCUACCGUGUCCCAGUCAUGUAGAGCCGUGGUCGAGUCUUAACAGUUGUUAUGGAAGGAAAAGGGUCAGAUGCAGCACAACCUGACAUAUCUGACAGACUGAAAACAAAAAAUCGAUUUCCCAUAAGUCCUUGUUCAAUCUGUUUUGGCAGCUGGGAAAGGGGCACCCCAUCAUGUUACUCUCUCUUUUUCAGUCCUUUUCUGCAUUGAUCUGCUUCUCCUGCUGGAUUAUUAUUAUUGCUGCUGCUGCUGCUCUGUGGCUGUUGUAAUAAAAAUACAAAAGAUCUUCAACAGGAAAAUAACAACUAUGAUGUGAAAUAAUUUCAAUUAAAAAUAAACUGUCUGUGAAUAUGUUUCA
This is a messenger RNA of Labrus mixtus (cuckoo wrasse), 7080 nucleotides long. RefSeq names its product c-Maf inducing protein (gene cmip). NCBI's taxonomy places the organism in Eukaryota, Metazoa, Chordata, Actinopteri, Labriformes, Labridae. Gene Ontology annotation, cellular component: cytosol; nucleoplasm. The record is from RefSeq and is a predicted model, not a curated record. The coding region runs from base 682 to 3123 and encodes 813 amino acids. The transcript is spliced from 21 exons.